Spea bombifrons (plains spadefoot toad) is the source of this 1386-nucleotide messenger RNA. Its product is annotated as ubiquitin-conjugating enzyme E2 G1-like. The transcript is spliced from 6 exons. Gene Ontology annotation, molecular function: ubiquitin conjugating enzyme activity. The record is from RefSeq and is a predicted model, not a curated record. NCBI's taxonomy places the organism in Eukaryota, Metazoa, Chordata, Amphibia, Anura, Pelobatidae. Gene Ontology annotation, biological process: protein polyubiquitination; proteasome-mediated ubiquitin-dependent protein catabolic process. The coding region runs from base 99 to 608 and encodes 169 amino acids.
GUCUAUAAGGGCGGAAGUUCUUUUAGCCGGAGAGUGAGUGGAGAGGUAUCGGAAGGGAGUCUAGUUGAAGGGUAGUCUUGAUUUCUAAAGCCCACGCCAUGUCAGAACAAGCGGUCCUCCUUCUCAGGAAACAAUUAGCAGAACUGAACAAGAACCCUGUGGAAGGAUUUUCUGCUGGACUGAUUGAUGACAACGAUAUCUACAAAUGGGAAGUGUUGCUUAUUGGCCCUCAGGAUACGUUGUUCGAGGGUGGCUUUUUCAAAGUACACCUAACAUUCCCAAAUGACUAUCCUCUGAGACCUCCAAAAAUGAAGUUUGUUACAGAAAUAUGGCAUCCAAAUGUUGCAAAGAAUGGUGAUGUUUGCAUCUCAAUUCUUCAUGAGCCUGGUGAGGACAAGUUUGGCUAUGAGAAACCAGAGGAGCGUUGGCUGCCAAUUCACACAGUAGAGACCAUCAUGAUCAGUGUUAUUUCUAUGUUGGCUGACCCAAACAGCGAUUCUCCAGCCAAUGUUGAUGCUGCAAAAGAAUGGAGGGAAGAUCCAAAUGGUGAAUUCAAGAGAAAAGUUGCUCGCUGUGUCAGGAAAAGUCAGGAGAUGGCAUUUGAAUGAACAGUGUUGCAGUGUUUCAAUCAAGAAAUCCUCCUCUGUACUUUGCAUCUAAUAAGCAAUAGAAUUCACGUGCAGAAGCAGAACGUAUCAGAGCUUGUGCGGAGUUUCACAGACCUCUAUUACUCAGUGGGCAGUUUACUUUUUUCCUUUCUAUUUAUAAAUUCUAUGAUCCUUCUGACGUUUUAACUGCAGAACCUUGACUUGAUUGGUUUGCAACCCAGCUUGAACUCAUUUAUUUAUUCAAAUAUAUAUUUUUGGAUUUGUAUUUUAUAAAGCACACAUUGUUAAUGAAUGUCAUGCUUGUCUGUAUUUACCCUUUGCCUCCUAUAGAUGAUGUUGACUAUACAGUUCCUAUGCAGUUUAUUACAGAACUCCAGCCUUCUGACGAGGACAGGGUUAUUCUUGCCUGUGGCUCUGAAGCUGCUUACUUUCCCACCCUAGCAAAUCUUGCCCAUAAACCUUAAAUAGCUUGCACAGUGAAGAUGAGAUGUUGGAGAAAAGUAUUGUAGUUAAUUGAAUCAAAUCCAGAGCUAGCAUGAAUGUCUGUGUGUGGGGGGGGGGGAUCUGGAUUGUUGCCCUUUCUGUCCCUGGUCUAAAAAUGUAACGUACAAUGGUUGCCAGCUAUACAUGAAUCCUUACUGCGUAAGUAAUUCAGUUAUUUUUUUUUUCUCAAGCAUUUUACUUUUUGUUUGGUUACAGAAUUAAACUAUUUUUGGAAUGUUUUUUGAUAAAUUAUGGCUCGUUUUUUGAACUCAAAUAAAAUUGUAUUGAAUUUUAA